This is a messenger RNA of Caenorhabditis bovis, 1140 nucleotides long. Lineage: Eukaryota; Metazoa; Nematoda; Chromadorea; Rhabditida; Rhabditidae. The record is from the annotation of a GenBank genome assembly.
AUGGAAUUUAUUGAUGGAUUCGAAACGAUUUUCGAUAUUCCACAAACGAAUUCGGCUUCAAGAUGUUUAAAAUCGAUCGAAAAUGCCGACAACAAAUAUUACUCGCUGAUUUAUAAUGAGGCGACGAAAUCGUUUGAAAAACGAGACGACGACCUUCUACUGCGGCCAAUUUGUAUCGACGCAAUGGAUAUUUCGGAUAGGUACAAUCAAAUGUUGGCUAAUAAUCGCGACACAUUCCCAAUGGAUCGAUCGAUUCUGAACGUUCGCGCUGUCACCAUCGCGUUGUGGUAUUUUAUAACAAGAGGGCAUACUGCUGUCGCAUUUUUCGGAUCCACACUACAUCAAUUGGCUACCAAGUGCACCGAUCCAUAUGAAUUGCAAUUGCUUGCCAAUCUCGAUUUGAUCAUUCUUGAAGACACUGGCGACGUCACUUCUUCCGACAUUUCGAAAACGAUCGUCGAUUGCGCGAUGAACAGCGAUGGUUGUGUUGUGGGGCGACGCAAAAAAUAUUUGCGAUUCAGUAGAAAACACCCGGAUUUGGCUGAUAUUGUCAUCAAUAGAUUUCUUCGACCCUCAUUUGUCACGCCGAAUUCGAUGAAAUUUCGAUGCGAAAUGAAUUUGUCGAUGAAUAUUAAUUCGAAUCAAAAGAAAGUUGCGAGAAAAACGCCAACCGGAAACCCGCUGUCGUUCCAAUUAUCGGCUUCCGAUCAGCUUUAUAUAAUGGGAAAAUUGGCGAGAAUUAUUGGCGAUGAAAGUUUAAUGGAUUUGUAUAUGAAAGCAAGAGAGAUGAAUAUGCGAGCAGCAAAGAAUAAUGAUAGAAAUCAAAAAUUUCACUCGUCGCUAUCGCAACAAUGCUAUCAAUACAGCGCGAAUGAUCCGUUUCUGCCCGAAUACGUUGUGCCGGCGGCGUCGAAACCGCGAAACUCGAGAAAAAUAACGCGAAUUGGCAACAAGAAUUCGAUUUAUCGCGUCGGUGGUCCGAAAAACGCUGAAAGCGAACAUGACAUUAUUGACACCCUACGGGCUCCAUAUGUUGAAGCUCUAACACCAAUAUUCGGCGCCGAAAAGGCGCUCAAAUUAGUUUCAGACAACCCACAAUGCAACGAUAUUAAUGAAUUCGUCGAACUCGGGUUUUCUUAA